Brugia malayi is the source of this 1173-nucleotide messenger RNA. Its product is annotated as Adenosine/AMP deaminase family protein. Gene Ontology annotation, molecular function: adenosine deaminase activity. NCBI's taxonomy places the organism in Eukaryota, Metazoa, Nematoda, Chromadorea, Rhabditida, Onchocercidae. The transcript has 9 exons. Gene Ontology annotation, biological process: adenosine catabolic process; inosine biosynthetic process. The record is from RefSeq and is a predicted model, not a curated record. Bases 1 to 1173 code for a protein of 390 amino acids.
AUGGCUCAAAUUAUCGAUGAUACAAAUCAGGAAACAUCCAGAACAUCUUUAUUAGAUAAUUUGGACGCACAGACUGCACACAACAUGCAUUUGAUGCAAGUUUUUUGCCGCAAAAUGCCAAAAUGCGAAUUUCACGCUCAUUUGAGUGGUUGUAUCAGCCUUAAAAUGCUUCGUAUGCUGGAUUUAAGGCACCAGAGUGAUCAUGGAACUGAUUUAGCUCAGAAUAGACUAAAGAGGCUUAAUGAAUACGACCGAAAGCCGAAGAAUUUGGAGGAAGCAUUUGAACUGUUUCCGCUCAUACAACAGCUGGUUGUUAAAUCUGAAGAUGUUACACAGGUUACUAUAGAGGUGAUUAGAGAAUUUAGUGAGGAGAAUGUGGUGUAUUUGGAGCUACGAUCUACACCUCGACAAACCACUUUUAUGUCGAAAGAGGAAUACGUAAAAGCACUUAUAACAGGUGUAGUUCAGUCAAGACAACUCUUCCCGAACAUUUAUGUUCGAUUUUUACUCAGUAUUGAUCGACGACAAACAGUUGAAGAAGCUGAAGAAACAUUGAAAUUGGCUCUACGUUAUGGAAAAUAUAAUGAUGAUGAGACGAUAAAUGGGAUCAUUAUUGGUAUUGAUAUAAGUGGAAAUCCAAAAUACGAUGCGCGGAAAUUUUUGCCGCUUUUACAGAAAACUAAGAAUGACUUUUCUGUCAUUGCAUUUCAUCUAGCUGAGAUGAAAGAAUACAUAGAUGAAAUCGAGGAGUGCGUACAGUUUGGACCUACUCGCAUAGGACAUGGAACAUUUUUGCAUAGGAUUUCAGAUGAAAUCAAGCGCAAUAGGAUUUUGGAAUAUUUAUACAAAACCCAUAUCCCAAUAGAAAUAUGUCUCAGUUCAAAUUUGGUGUGUGGAACAGUUAAAUCGGUGGAAGAUAGUCAUCUCAUGCAUUAUUACGAAAAGAAGCAUCCAAUACUAAUUAGUACCGAUGAUCGAGCGAUGAUGCGUUGCAGUUUAUCUGAUGAGUAUGUACGUGCUGGAUGGGCGCUAAAUUUGAAUCCGCAAGAAAUUUUUAAUUUUUCAUAUGCCACUACCAAAUACAUUUGUAAAAAUUUAACUGCUAAUGAGAAGUUGCACAUAUUUAAUCAAUUUCACAAAUUUGCAAAAGCUCAGAGUCUUACACUGAAAUAG